Maniola jurtina (meadow brown) is the source of this 2740-nucleotide messenger RNA. RefSeq names its product nucleolar complex protein 4 homolog B. Lineage: Eukaryota; Metazoa; Arthropoda; Insecta; Lepidoptera; Nymphalidae. Gene Ontology annotation, biological process: ribosome biogenesis. Gene Ontology annotation, cellular component: small-subunit processome; nucleolus; Noc4p-Nop14p complex. The record is from RefSeq and is a predicted model, not a curated record. The transcript is spliced from 10 exons. The coding region runs from base 40 to 1596 and encodes 518 amino acids.
UGUGUGAAAAAUUAUUUUCAUGUUCUUUUGAAUACAAAAAUGGCUGCCGAUCAACAAAACUUUUCCAAAAUGAUUUCGGCACAGCUACGCAUCCAAUCAAACGAAUUUUUGAACUCAAGAAAACAUGCGAAUAAUCUCGCUGAUAUCCUACAAAUGUUUGAGGCUGAAACGGAGAAUUAUACGCCGCUGUUGCUUACAAUCGAAGUCAUAUUCACUGAGCUUUUGAAACGGGGUGACUUGGUUCAACACAUCGUCCCAUUAAAACCAAUAGACACCAGCCCGGAAGCCGAGUACAAGCGAUGGCUGAAUGAGUGCUAUGAGGCAGCCAUAUCCCGUGCACUCCAGUGCAUGAAGUGUGGACGCACCAGCUCACGCUUACAGGCUCUUGUUACUGCCUGCAAAUUGAUGCAGGCUGAAGGAAAAUACCCACUGGAGCCUACCACUGGCUAUUACUUCCCUUCUGUCCGACUUAAGAAUAUAUUCACAGUGCUGCUGGACUCUGAAAUCUCGAUGUCCUCACAAAUAGCGCGUUUCCAAGAGUUCACAGAGUACAGAGAUGUGCAACAACAUGGACUUAAAGUUCUCUCUGCCAUCGCUUAUCGCAAAUCUCCCACUCAGAUAUACAUGCAGAAUUUCCUGGAACUUCUUGACAAACUGAUGGCCACAGAGAUACCCACUGAGAACAAGCCCAAGCCUAAAGACAGAGACAAUGAUAAUGAGAAAGAGAUGAAGGUGCUUUGUGCUGCUGAUGGCAAACCCCAUUUUCCGUACAACCCAUCUAUAUGCCGUCGCUGCGCCAACCGUUGUUGGACUUUCGCGUGCUUAUGGCCACUAUGUGAAGAUUCGCGCACACACCGCCGCGCCUUACUUCUACUAGUAGAACGACUAAUGCCUCUCCUCAACAAGCCACAUCUCGCCACUGAUAUGCUCUGUGACAGUCUUGAUGCGGGUGGACCAAUCAGCAUGCUAGCUCUGCAAGGUGUGUUAGAGCUAGUGAGACGUCACAACAUUGAGUACCCGGACCUGUACGACCGCCUUUAUGCCAUGUUUGAACCUGAAAUGUUCGCGACCCGGUACAAGAAACGACUUGUACACCUUGCGGACAUAUUCCUCAGCUCUACACAUUUGCCCGAAAGCCUCGUGGCAGCGUUUGCCAAACGUCUCUCGCGUCUCGCGCUCGUGGCCUCUCCAGAAGACGCCGGGGCUCUGCUUCAGUUGGUUGCCAACUUAUUACUGAGGCAUCCCGCUCUGAAACGUAUGAUCUGCUGUGAGGACACACCGGCUAUCAUGUCCAACGACCCGUACGUGAUGGAAGAGGCUCACGCGGCCAGAUCCCGCGCAUUGGGUUCGUCCCUAUGGGAGGUCCGCGCGUUGCGGCGCCACUGGGAGCCCGCCGUGAGCCGCGCCGCCGCCCUGGUGCUGCGCGCCGCCGAACAAAGGGACCGCCCCGUUGACCUCGCGCCCGACCAAGAAACCGCUUUGUUCGACGCGGAACUAAAGAAGAGAUUCAAAGCGAUCGAGAUCAACUUCAUCCGACCGCAGAGCCUGGCUUUGCCUUCCGGGGAACGACUGUUGCAGUACUGGGAGUUUGCAUGAACUUAUGUUCAAGUAUUCUGAGAUACAACCUUAAACAUUUUGGCUCCCAAUGGUUCAAAUGAACUACACUACGCGUCGUCAACCGAUAGACGUCCAUUGCUGGUCUCUUAUAGGGACUUCCACCCGUGGUGGUCUUACGCCAGCGGCUCCCUACCAAGAAUAUUCUGAUCUGGAUAUGGAUAUGAAAAGAAAUAAUAUUAUACCGGUUUCAGAUACGGCUAUGAAAUUAUUUCGGAUCAUCCUUAUGAUUCGGAUAGUUUUGGUUAUAGGUAUUAGAGUUCUAACAAAUUGUAAAAGUAAAAUAAAAAGAUAAAUAGUUACACUUUAUUUCUAGGUUAUUAUUUGGCAUAUAAUACCAUACACUUGGUAAACACGUCACAUUUAGACUCUGCCUUUAUCCGAAAUUAUUCGAAACUUUUAUAUCAGAUAUGGUUAUGGUUACGGAUUAUUUUUAUUUCGGAUAUCCGAAUUGACCACCUAGUGGGUGCUUUCUGCGCUUCUAGUGUGAGGUCGCCAUUCCAGCACCCUGGGACACCAACGUCUAUCGGUUCUUCAAAAAGAAAGAUUUGUGAAAAUCUUUCUUUAAAGGUCUACAAGGUCUACUUGUAGAAAGAAUCUGCAUGCAAAAUCUCAAGUUUCUAGACCCAGCUAUUUGAGAUGUACGUUGAUAUAUCAGUCAGAUUAUCCUUUAGUAUGUUACUGUAAAACGUUGCAAUUGUUUAUAUUAUCUAAAUUCUAGGUGUGACAACUUUUUCUUACAUUAGGUUCGGUUUUCGUAAACUCUAACUAUUGACUUGACUUGAAAAUUGAAGUGGAUACUUCUAAUGAUGCUGUAUGACAAAAAAAUUGAUAUUAAGAGUUUUGAGAGUAAUUGAGUCAAAGAUUUAUAUACUGUAGCCGAUUAGUUUUACUUUCUUUAAAUAGUUUCAUAUAGUAUGGAAGUAGGAAAGUUAGAAUCACCCUACAGAAGAAUCAAAAUUAAAUGAUCGACACGCUUUGAUCAUUUGAUUUUGACAAUUAACUUAUAAAAUCCAGAAAAUGCAUGUCGAAACUUUUUCCUGUAUACUGCCGUUUCAGUAUACAGAUAUUUUGUUAAUGACUUGAAAUCUAAAAAAAAAAUACGCAGGAAAACUGGUUUUAUGUU